Molecule: messenger RNA, 1681 nt
Organism: Triticum dicoccoides
Lineage: Eukaryota; Viridiplantae; Streptophyta; Magnoliopsida; Poales; Poaceae
Exons: 4
Coding region: 1-1281 (426 amino acids)
Source: RefSeq, a predicted model, not a curated record
AUGGAUGGUUACUUUGAUUUUUUAGAUGUAAAUAGUUUCUCAAACCUUCCUACUAACUUCACCAUUACCUGCUUAAUUACAACGUUUGAACCGGCACCUUCGCACCAAGGCGCACAGCCAGCUCGCCGCAAGUAUACCUACGCCGCCGCCUCCCCAGGGAGCUGCAAGGUGAAGUGGACGGCCGAGGAGAAGCCGCACGGCGGGACCGGGCUCUCAAGUGGGAGGCGGAGCUCGCCUCCCCCCAACGACGUCAGCUUUGAUCACAAGUGGAAGUGGGAGCCCAAGUCCAAGCCCGGUGCCGCCGGCAAGGCCAAGACCAAGCUCGAGGAAGCCAACGAGGAUGACAAGAAUAAGCCGGCGAGGAAGUGCAUGCAGAUCGAGGAGGUCCUCGCCGGCUGCGACGCCAUCGGCAAGUGGAAGGUACCACUUGGUGUUCUUACCGACAAAUUGUUAUAUGUUUUGUCUAAACGUUCUAACCGGCACCCUCGCGCCACGGCGCGAACCCGAUCUAGUUGGAUAAGAAGCAAGCGGCCAGGGAUAGCGAUCCCAUGCCAGCAUCCAUCCCCAAUCCCCACGACUGACGCGGGCGGCGACUGCCAUGGCCGGUCGGCCGUUUCUCCGGCAACUCGUGGAGAUACCACGACCCGGGUGGAGCGCUGCCGAGCCUCGCGUUGGAGGCCGGAGAAGGCUGCGCCAGAGGACUCCGGGGAGGGCGUGCCGGCCCGAUUGGGCACAGGCAAAGAUGCCCACGACCGGUCGACCGCACCACCGGCGGCAAGAGGAUCUCCCGUCCCGCUCGUCCUCGGAGUAGGAGUCACCGGGGAGGUGGGUGCCAGAUACGACGCCGUUGGAAGCGCCAUUCGCGAGCCCGAGCGCCGCUGGGCUCCAUGUGUCAGCGCCGGGGCCGGGUCGCCUCUGCGCCAGAUGCCCGUCGCUCGUGCGCCGGAUCACGCGGCCGAGGGCGGUCUCCCACCAUUGGACGCCGAUGAGGCGCCUUGCCGAUGGGGCCCGAGGGUUCGACCGCCGCCGUUCUUCGCGACGAGACUGUCCCUCAUAGAGGAAACAAAGGAUUCAUGGCCACAGCGCGCUGCAGAAACGUCGGUCCUGAGGGCGGCCGCAGUAGCGGGCACCACCACACCGACGAACACGCGAGCGAGCGAUGCUGUAGGGGGGAUCGUCGCGCAGAUGGAAUCGCUCCGCCGGGAGCGUGCUGAUAACGUGUUGAAAGGGAAAACAAGAGAACAAUCGAGAGAGCCUCGGCACAGAUGUAAAAGUGAAUAAGUGUCCUUUCAUUAGAUGAUUGUAGGUAUUUAUACAGGCAGAAGGGAUGCAUCCGUUCGGGAGAGAUGUCAGGAAUCGACGCGACAGUUGCCAACGCAAACUGGCUGCGGUUGGUACAAGGGGAGAUUCCCCCAUAAUUAACACAAGUUUAAUUGAGCUUUAACAAAGAGCACUCUGCUCGCUUGAGAAUCGACCAUGCCGACAGGAAGGUUCUUGAACCGAGAUCGAUUCAUCUUCAACCUUUUGUGGUGGAUAGUGUCAUAGGCGCAUCAGGUGCUAAAUGUGUAGUGUCAUAUGAGUUGUAUCUUGACACCGACGGAGCUAUGGAGGGCCAACUUGGUUCGUGGCCGCCUAAGGUUGGAGGAAAAAAAUAUUAGACCUUUUUUGGUUCAUAGGAUAA